This is a messenger RNA of Cyprinodon tularosa, 3689 nucleotides long. Its product is annotated as arf-GAP with coiled-coil, ANK repeat and PH domain-containing protein 2-like. Gene Ontology annotation, molecular function: protein binding; GTPase activator activity. NCBI's taxonomy places the organism in Eukaryota, Metazoa, Chordata, Actinopteri, Cyprinodontiformes, Cyprinodontidae. Gene Ontology annotation, cellular component: cytoplasm. The transcript has 26 exons. Bases 384 to 2972 code for a protein of 862 amino acids. The record is from RefSeq and is a predicted model, not a curated record.
CUAUUUAGACGAUCUUUGUGUGAGGAUCAGUUGGUGGAGGAAAGCUCCUCUCCCGCUGACGCUAUGAUAGAGCUACUGGACGCCGCUUUCCGUUUCUCCUGCUGACCUCUGCCUUUGGGACAGUUUACUGACGAGUUUUGUUUUUGGCGGACUCACACACACACAAAAAAAGAGUUAUUUAUGAGCGCCUUUCGUCCACUUCUUUCUGGUAGCUGCUGGCCUCGGAGGCUAGCUGGCUAAGCGGAGCGGUGACCGAGUGGAGCCAGCUGGUCGAACGCAGAAGCGUUAGCGACCAAGCUAAUUAGCCAGGAGCACCGGGCUUGGAUUACUGUUUUUAACCCCAAACAGAGCCGGGCUGCGGGCUCUCUGCACUGCGGAGAAACAUGAAAAUAACCGUAGAAUUUGAGGAAUGUCUGAAAGACUCCCCACGCUUCAGAGCAACCAUAGAGGAAGUGGAGGGGGAUGUGUGCGAGUUGGAAUCUAAGCUCGACAAACUGGUGAAGUUGUGCAUUGGAAUGAUUGAUGCAGGAAAAGCCUACAACGCAGCAAACAAACAUUUUGUUAAUGGGAUCCGGGAGCUAGCCCAGCAAUCUGCCAAAGAUGAAGUCAUCGAGUCCAGCCUCACAAAGUUUGCAGAGAGUCUGCAGGAGAUGAUCAACUAUCACACGAUAUUGUUUGAUCAGGCACAGAGAUCAAUCAAGACUCAGCUGCAAACAUUCGUGAAAGAUGACCUGCGAAUGUUUAAAGAAGCCAAGAAACAAUUUGACAAAGUUAGUGAGGAAAAGGAGGCUGCGCUCAUCAAGAACGCCCAGGCUCCUCGCAACAAGCAGCAUGAGGUGGAGGAGGCCACCAACAUCCUCACCGCCACACGCAAAUGUUUCCGACACAUCGUUCUCGACUACGUCUUACAGAUAAAUGUCCUACAGUCUAAGAGAAGAUCAGAAAUCCUGAAAUCGAUGCUGUCCUUCAUGUACGCCCAUCUGACAUUCUUCCAUCAAGGAUAUGACCUCUUCAGUGAACUGCAGCCUCUUAUGAAGCAGCUGGGCGGGCAGUUGGACCAGCUGGUGGUCGAUGCUGCCAAAGAGAAGAGGGACAUGGAGCAGAAGCACUCCACCAUCCAACAAAAGGCUGCUCUGCAGGAGGCGACAGAGCUUGACUUUUUACCAGACCAUCGCAGCUUUUGUGCCUGGAGGUCGAACUCUGAUUUCUCAACUGAUGACACCAAGCUGGAAUACAAUGUGGAUGCAGACCAUGGCAUUGCAAUGGAAGGUUAUCUGUUCAAGAGGGCCAGUAAUGCUUUUAAGACCUGGAACAGGCGCUGGUUCUCCAUCCAAAACAAUCAGCUAGUUUACCAGAAGAAAUUUAAGGACAACCCAACAGUAGUGGUAGAAGACCUGAGGCUAUGCACAGUCAAACACUGCGAGGACAUCGAGCGGCGCUUCUGUUUUGAAGUAGUUUCUCCCACAAAGAGCUGUAUGAUGCAGGCCGACUCAGAGAAGCUGCGGCAGGCUUGGAUCAAAGCCGUCCAGAACAGCAUCGCCACCGCCUUCCGCGACAAGGGAGAUAACGGAGAGAAGCUGGACAGGAAGUCUUCCACAUCAACAGGGAGUCUGGACUCCGGAGGGGAGCCCAAGGAGAGGUCACUGAAAGGCGAGAGCGCCCUGCAGAAGGUCCUGGCCAUUCCUGGCAACGCCUGCUGCUGUGACUGCGGCCAGCCGGACCCACGCUGGGCCAGCAUCAACCUGGGCAUCACUCUCUGCAUCCAGUGCUCCGGCAUCCACAGGAGUCUGGGGGUUCAUUUCUCCAAGGUUCGGUCUUUGACUUUGGAUUCAUGGGAGCCGGAACUGCUUAAGUUGAUGUGUGAGCUGGGAAACAAAGCGAUCAAUCAGAUAUAUGAAGCCAGACGAGGAGAGCUAGGAGCCAGGAAACCCCAACCAGGAGACCCCAGACACGAGGUGGAGGCUUACAUCAAAGCCAAAUAUGUGGAUCGGCGCUACGUCCGCCGGCCGUCAGACGAAGAGCUUAGAAACAAAGUGGUUUCUCUGAGCAAACAGGAGAAGAGGCUGAGCAGCAGCUCCGACCAUCUGCCUCCAAAACCGCCCCCCUCUACACCCAAACUCCGCCCAGGCUCUCAGGUCUCAGGACAGUCGGCUGCUGCCUGCGGCGUAGAGACCCGCCGUGACUCUCUCUUCUGUCCCGAUGAGCUUGACUCGCUCUUCUCCUACUUUGACACCUCCUCCAAGCUCAGGAGCAUGAAGAGCGCCGACAGCGGCAUUCAGAACAGCGCUGAUGGGAGCAGGGAGAUGCUAGUUCCCGUUGCAUCCAGUAACAGCCUGGCAGACGCAGAAGCUGCAGAGCCUCCACCCAUGCCCGCCACUCUCCCGGCAGCAGCGGCGGCGGCGGCAUCCUGUAAGGAGGUGGUCUUCUACGAGCCAAAGGAGUACAGCCCGGGGCUGCAGCUCUACUGGGCCUCAUUCGCCCGCAGCCUGCCGGACAUGGCUGAGGCUCUGGCCCACGGCGCCGAGGUCAACUGGGUCAACACCGAGGAGGACAAGAGGACGCCGCUGAUCAUGGCGGUGCACGGGGGCUCGCUGGUCACCUGCGAGUUCCUGCUCCAAAAUGCAGCCAAUGUGAACCAGCUGGACGCUCAGGGCCGAGGACCGCUGCACCACGCCACCAUGCUGGGGCACACAGGCCAAGUGUGUUUGUUCUUGAAAAGAGGAGCCAAUCAGAACGCUGCAGAUAUCGAUGAGAAGACGCCCCUCAGCAUCGCAGUGGAGGCAGCAAACGCAGACAUCGUCACCUUGUUGCGGUUGGCCAAGAUGAACGAAGAGAUGCGGGAGGCGGAGGGGCCCUACAACCCAUCAGGGGAUGAAACCUACCAGGACAUCUUCCAGGAUUUCACCCACAUGGCCUCGAACGACCCGGACAAGCUCAACCGCUACCAGCAGUACGACCCUCAGAGACCCUGAUGCUGCAGAAGCGCCGCUGCAGCAGAGGUCAGGCUUUCAGCACUAGAGAAACCUCCGCUUUCCUCACAGGAUCAUUCAGACAGGUCCUUCAGUUUGACCCUCUGCAGUCGGCCAAUGGUACAGUGUUAAAAAGGAUCUUUGUGUGCGAAUGUGGAGCAGGCGUCGCUCUGUGACUAAGUUGAACUCCUCCCGUCCUGAUGCGUGAAAAGGCUGCAUGAGAGAGGUUCUGAAUGACUGCUAAAAAAAGAAAAGCCCUGUUUGUGCCGUGGAACAUCAGCACGUUUAUCCUGCACCCAUUUUUACUGGAUUUGCACCAGUGUCCUGAAAGCAACCUUUUAAAUACGCGAUUUUAAAGCAGCGAUUGAAUCGGGAUUGUAAACGAUGAGUUUUAAUGUGCCUGUAGACUGUGAGGUCAGAAGGGUCGGGGGAAACGUUUCACCUUUAAACUCGUGAGCCUAAAUGUUGUGGAUAGUUAAGAAAACAUCAGGGUUUUAAUUAUUUUUUUUUUACUUGAUCUUUUUUCUGUUUUUGUUCCUGUGUGCAACUCAGCCAAACUCUGUUUAUUGAAGCAUCUUUUGUUGGAAACGCUAAAACAUCACUGAUAAAGCAUUAAGAAAACAGGCCAGACAGCAAUGAAAGGGUGAAAAAAAAAACUUCCCGUCUUCCACAUUUCUGCAAAAAAAAAAGUGCUUUCAUGUCUUUAUUUCUGCAUUUAUU